Molecule: messenger RNA, 1862 nt
Organism: Hemibagrus wyckioides
Lineage: Eukaryota; Metazoa; Chordata; Actinopteri; Siluriformes; Bagridae
Gene: spata7
Product: spermatogenesis associated 7
Exons: 11
Coding region: 185-1783 (532 amino acids)
Biological process (GO): protein localization to photoreceptor outer segment; photoreceptor cell maintenance; microtubule cytoskeleton organization
Cellular component (GO): ciliary basal body; rod photoreceptor outer segment; axoneme
Source: RefSeq, a predicted model, not a curated record
AUCAUGGCGACCAAGAAGCUUUGUAGCGGGUUGCUAACUUAGCUAGCUAGUUCGAAAUAUGUGCUGCUUUUAUGUCUGCCUUUAGGUAGUCAUGAGAAUUUAUAGAUGUUUUUGUUGAAAACACUGUAAUGUAUAGGUUUGUAGAAGUAGCUGUUUACAGCGAUCGUUCUCUUUUAUUCUGAGCAUGGGAUACUUGGCUGUGUUUCCAGUCAUGGAUGGAAAGCGAGCACUCUGCCCUGGCUCGACUGGCAAGAUGAUUAAUCAACGCAUUAUUGAAGAUCACAUGAUCUCUCAUUACAAAAAGCUGUACUCAGCAAAAGCUGCAGUGGACUGUUCAGUACCCAAAAGUAUGCUUUGUAAUGUAAGAUAUAUUGACCAAAAGCGCCGUGAACAGAUAAAAAAAGAUGGCUCUGUGAGGACACAAUCAGCAAGGUCCCUUUCACAGAGGAGCCUCAGGUUGGAUAAUAUUACCUCUUGCUCAUCCAGAAAUGCCAGACCCUCUGCUCGAGGUGCUGAGAGUGCCUGUUUUAACACCGGUGACUCUGUCAUGUCCUCCCCCAGGUUCAGUACUUCAUUCCAUUGUAAGCAAAUUGUGUAUCCAUCCCAAAUGGCUGCACAGUCUCAGAAUUGCAGGCCAUCUUCAGAAUUAAGUUACAGAAGCCCAAAAUCUCAAAGGCACCACUUUACUCUUUCUUGUGCCACAUCUUCAAGUCAGGAGAAGUUUAAAAAUUUUCAAGACCCUACACAGAAAACCUACAGUGGUGAUAUUCUUCAUAAACAUGCCCACUGCUUCACACAAGAAAAGCCUUUCACACCCAGAACUCUGAAAACAGAUUCCAAGUCAACUCUCUCAACCUAUCGGUAUUACACUCCUGCAAGUAGGAAAGGAGCUGAAGAAAAUACACAGUCUAAAUAUAAUCAACUAGAGAAUCAUCACAGAAGCAGGCAAAGAUCUUCAACAGCACAGGAUUCACCCCAGCCAUACAGUGUUAACCAUGAGUGGUCUGAUGAAGAACCAAAUGUAUUUGGACAUUAUGACACUGAAAAUAAAUUCACAGCCAGGGAUUUUUUUCUUAGCUCCUCAAGAGUAUCACCAGAUGGAAUGAGGUCCCCAAUUAUGAGAAAAGUAUCAGCAGAAGAGGAAGAAUUAAUGUACCUGGAGUUUAUUACUGAUGUCACAAAUGAGAUUAUACUACGGGGCAUCUAUUCUGACAGAGUACUGCAGCGGGUGUUUGAGCGUCACAUUGACAUGAAUAAACAUCGGUUAGCUGAAGACAAAAUGCGCCAUCUUCUGGAAGCACUGCAGAAUGAUUUGCAAACCCCCCCUUUUUCUUCUGUCACCGUUCUUGAAAACAAGGAAAGUUCUUUAUUACACAGUCACAAGGACUCAAGUCUUCAGCAAAAGUGGGGAAAUUUUACAGUGGAUGAAAACAGCUUUCUCUCUUUUACAUCUUUAAAGGACACAUGGGAACCUGAUGUCAUUCCUACAUUAGAUACCACACCAGUAAAUGGCAGCAUUUCAGAGAAUGGUAAAUCAGUUAGACAAGAAGAUAAAAAGGACCUAAUGGACCUGGAACAAGAUCAUAAAAAAGAAAAUGCAAUAUCUUUGGAUUUAGAAAACCAUCAGCUCAAUGCAGGAGACAGUCAUCAGAGCUGUGCAGAUGAUGUCCUUGAUGAACUUAGCAGAAACAUGGCAGAGUCCCUAAAUGUGUCUGAUAUCCACAGCUCACAAGAGGUCAUUGAACAAGAGUCAUUUGUGAAACUUAGUGAUGAUGAGUUUUGACAUACUGUAUUCAGUUUAAGUGUUCAGUUGACUAUCUAAAGGCAAGUAUUCACAAUAAAGGCAUAUUGCUUAGUGUUUA